Messenger RNA from Alternaria viburni, 2775 nucleotides. RefSeq lists its product as uncharacterized. The coding region runs from base 1 to 2775 and encodes 924 amino acids. Gene Ontology annotation, molecular function: metal ion binding. The record is from RefSeq and is a predicted model, not a curated record. The transcript is spliced from 3 exons. NCBI's taxonomy places the organism in Eukaryota, Fungi, Ascomycota, Dothideomycetes, Pleosporales, Pleosporaceae.
AUGAGCGGGAUUGAAUUCCGGAAGCUAUGCGACCAAAACAUAAGCAGAUUCGAGGCAGCAUUCCGAGCAGCGGCAGGUGAAGGUGUGCCGCCCCUCGAAGUUACACUGGCAGAAAGAGAAGCUGUAGACUCCAGUCAACUCAAUAACUUGUUCAUCGAAAGUCCCAGAAGACAACCUCCAAGAGCGCGCAAGCCUCCUGUAGUGCAGUCAGACUCAUCUUUGUCUUCUUCUGAGGAAGCAGAGUUGACGGAUGACUCAUUAUUCGAUGAGAUCACGAUGACCUCAAAGAAGACAAAGCACAAGUCAACUAGUGCAGAUGGCGCUGGUACUGAGCGCCGGCCACGUCGAAAGUCAGCUCAGUCAGCCAGUGAAGCACUGAAACGUGCUACAACCACUCCAAAGCGGAAGUCAGCUACUAAGCCGAGCCCAGCUAAGCCUUCGCCAUCGGAAUCAAUUCCACAUUCUCGGACCGGACAUGUCGACCCGGUCCCCACGCAACGGAGGGCGAGUACCACCAGUGAGCUUGCAAGCGGUGCUACAGGUUCUGCCAAUAUAACUCCGGCCCGCGCAAAUCCCGGUACUGCGAAGAGAUCAGUCUCAUUUACUACGCAGGUCAGUCCUAGUAAUAUCACAUCCGAUACAGGAAAGAAUGGCGCCAUCAAGUUCAUGAACCAACCGAAACCUCCGCCUCGCCAGAUCUCUGAAUUGAACAAGACCCAUUUCCGCAACCUUAAAGGACGAGGGGCGGCGAAUAAGAAGUCUGCCAGGGAGGGUACACCUGAUCCUUCGGCUCUACAGAUUGUCAACGCCCCACCCGGUACCACUAUCUCGCUCCCGCGCGCACCACGCGAUGAUCUAUACGGUCGUCGUGAGCCUAGCCAUAGGCGACCCACAGAAGACUCCAACAGCGACGUUCGCCCAAGCCGACAGUCUACUGACGGUAACCUACCUUUGGAAGACUGGGAAACCCACAAAGUCCCAUUAGUAUGCUACUCUUGGAGGCUUAGCCGUGAUUGCCCGAGAGGUCCCAAAGAAUGUCGCUUCAUGCAUAGAAAUAAGGAUGAAAAUGGCCGUGACUAUCCCUUGGGGGAUAUGCAAGGGUUCAUACCUGGUAAAUAUCGCAGGCCACCACUCACCUGUCCCUAUUGGCUGAACCAUGAACGGGGCUGCAUAAAGUCUGCCGAACAGUGUAAUUACGCUCACUACAACACUGGGUGGAUGAAGCACACUGAUCCUAAAGUUCCCGAUGUGCGAAUUGAUCCUGAGAAGCGGCCGGAGUUCAAUGGUGGAGAAAGUCAGUCUGGAGACAGGCUCACCAAGAAAGCGUUGGCACCGAACCAACUUACGUGCUGGUACUGGAAAAACACUCAAUGUCGUAAGUCCGACCAGGAUUGUGCCUUCCAACAUUAUGAUACUGGUAUCGUCGCGGAUGGGCCACAUGAUUCUCGUCAGAAGCCUGUUCGACCGGCGGAUGGGUCUGAUGAAUCUGAUGCGUCUGUCCAUAUGGACAUCGAUGAUGUUGCUCAGCCGGACGUUGCCGAUGAAGUAACACGCUCCCCUUCUCCCAUGCCACUCGAACAACCGUUCCAGCCGCCACCUCCUCCACCCCCACCUAUGGAAUUCCCUCCUGUCGAUAUCAGAUGCACGGAGCUGCAAGAGAGAAUAAGCGCAGUCAGUAAGCUCGACUUCGAAGACAUGUUUGCGACCAACGAUGGUGAAACAACCAUCGAUCCGGUAGAAAGGAGGGCUUUCUUGUUCUUUCACCCUGAGGAUCACUUUGUGGAGUUUGAAAUCAUCACUCGAUGGCUCUUGAUGCAUCAUGUCCAAGUCGGCAGUGCGAGCUAUGCAGGCGGAUGGGCAGAUUUCCAGCAACAAAUCCUGAAAGGAGGAACGGGUAUUAUCAUCGCGCAUCCCGACUUUGAGUACUUCACAGGUAUUCCCGGAUUCGGCCAAGUCCUCCGUAGAGGAGUGCGUCUCUGGUCGGUCGGGCUUCAACCAGGUAUAGAAUACGACUAUGCUUCAGAUGAGACACCUGUGCUCCGGAAUGAUCGCAUUGAGAUAUUUCCUGUUGGUGGAUUUAUCUACAUCACGGACGAAGUCUUCGAAGCGAUGCCAAGAUAUGCUCUGGGCAUCAUCAGGCUCUUCUUGGCGAAAAUCAAGAAGCUCCAGGAACUCGCAGGUCCAUCAGCUCAUUGGCCAGAGAUCGUCGAGAACAGCCUGCUCUGGCGUCUGUGUGUCCGUCCGGAACUGAUGGAGCAUCUGUUUGCCUACUGCGAAGAUCAAGCAACCGAGCUCCAGGCUGGUGAUGCUGAUGUACAGAGUGCCGCGGAGCUCUACUCCCUCCUCACGAACCCCAACUACAUCGAGCAAGACAGUCCCGACGCCCCUUUCAGCCUAAAAGCCGACAAACACCCCAUCCUCUCCGAGCGCCGUGCAAUCGCAGAAUGCGAACCCGUCGACUACUUCAACACGCUCAAACGUAGCCAGCAAGCCGCAAAUCUGAACAUGAUACGCUACUACGCUGGACUGCAAGUCGAUAUGCGCCGCGACUACCGCCACUUCUACGUCGUACAUACCGAGCCGACGGCGUCGUAUGUGAAGGAGUGGAAGCAGGAAAUCCAGACUAUUGCUGAAGUCAUCACACCUGGGCAGUGUAUCAAGGAGUUCAAGAAGAGUGGGCAGGAUAGCAUGUUUAAUUUCUUUGAGGACGUAAUGGCAGGGGAUGUUGGCGAGAAGGGAGCGGACAAGGACGGCGACGCGACGCGCACGGGCUAG